AGCGGCUGGCGGCGUAAACACACUUUGUUUAUGCUGCUGGGCCUCUCAUCCACAGAACGACAGUGUGUGCUGUGUUGAAGAAAGCUCAUUGAAAGACUCCAACAAAAAAAACGAACCCACCCCUCCCCCUAACAAGCCUCUCCGAGAAGAAUAAACCCCAGCACGAGCCCCGCAUUCGGAAAAGGAAGUUCAUCUUUUCCGUAGAAGCAAAAGACACCGAACUUCAAAGAUUCCCGAAGUGUCCGCAGGAAUUUCCUUCGAAAAAGGGAGAGGAAAUCUGGGAAAACUGGGAAGUUCCCUGAGGAUUUUCAAAAAGGUCUCAAAAAUUCAUUCUUGCACGAAAAAACAACCUGGAGUCAUCAGCAAGUUCCACGGCACCAGGAAUAAGGCUUCGAAUGUCCAAAAAUAAAAGAAGUGCUUGACAGAAAAAAGCUUUCUGUGACACGUCGACGAAAACAAAGGAAGCCGGCGCAAACACGUGUCAGCAAAAAAGAAAAAAGGAAGCCGUAAGUGUCGCCGUUUCCUAGGAUUUGCAGAAGAGGCGCCCAUCCCGAAUUUUCCAGCGUGGAAGCAUCCAAGCCUCUUCUUCCCAUGUUCAUGCCCAGAAGUGGCGUCAAUAAAGUGUCAAAGCCAAGCAUUUGAAAAAAGGUGAUGCACUUCCCGACCCGAGAACUUGAUUUCCACCAGAAAUAGGAAAUUUGUAUCCUGCAGUGAAAGGAUUGCACCCCGUUCCGAAUGAAAGAGCCCUGAAUGUCGUUUCUGAUGCGAUUCAGGGAAAACUUCUCCUGAGGUUCGCUUUUGAAAGUAGACCUGAAGAAUCCCAUCAAGGAUUUCCAAGCUGCAUAACCAGAAAAGCACCGCAAAACUCUCUGAUUCUUCAGAGAGAAAAAAAAAAAACCUACUGCUUCGAGAAAUAUUCACAGCUCGAAAAAGCUCGGGAGAGUUUCGGGGCAUUUUUCCCCAUUCCACUGCCAAAAAAUCAGCAUUUUUUGAAAGCAUUUAAAAAUCAUCAUCUCGAAGAAAAGAAAACAGCUAUGGAAAGAGGAUGAAAAUCGGAGCACGAUGAUGAUGAGUGAGAAUGCAACCGAAGUCCUGUACGGCAACGCCAGCAGCGAAAAUGACACUCUGGACUGCGCAGAUUUCAACAGCGGCGUUUCGGCGGCGUUUCAAGUCACCACUUACGUCAUGUAUUGCAGCGUGUUUGUGCUGGCUUUGGUCGGCAACGGCAUCGUUUGCUACAUCGUAUGCAGCUCAGCUAGGAUGCGCAGUGUUACCAACUACCUCAUUGUCAACCUUGCAAUCGGCGACAUGCUAAUGGCGAGUCUCUGCGUGCCAUUUAGUUUCGUGAGCACGCUCUUACUCAGGCAUUGGCCCUUUGGAGGGGCUCUCUGCAAGGCCAUCAACUACUCACAGGCCGUGUCGGUGUUUGUGAGUUCAUACACAUUAGUGGCCAUCAGUGCGGACCGCUACGUUGCCAUCGUGUAUCCAUUGCGACCACGGAUGACUUUCCUCCAUGCCAAGGGCAUCAUUGCAUGUGUAUGGACUGUGGCGCUGCUGACGGCCCUGCCGAUACCACUGGUGUCCGCCCUGGACCAGCCCGAGGAACUGCACCGCCGCUGUGGACUCUACAUUUGCCAGGAAUUGUGGCCCGGCCAAGAAGGGCCAUGGCGUCUAGAUGGCGACACGCAGAAGUACUACUACAGCAUGGCGCUGAUGGUCUUCCAGUACCUGAUACCGUUGUUGGCACUCCUGCUGACUUACGCUCGCAUCGCACUCGUCGUCUGGGGCGGUCGACCGCCGUCGGAGCUCCAAGGUGACGUCCGUGCUCAACGCAUGGCGAGAUCCAAGAAAAAGGUCAUUAAGAUGAUGCUGAUGGUCGUUUUGGUGUAUACGCUGUGCUGGAUUCCGCAACACACCCUCACGAUUUUGGGAGACGCUCACGAAGCAAUUUGGGCAUACGACCAAAUAGCAUGGGUAUGGUUCGCAUGCCACUGGUUGUCCAUGUCCCACACUUGCUACAACCCCAUCAUCUACUGCUGGAUGAACGCCAAAUUCCGCGCCGGGUUCCGGGCCGUGUUGGCGAGCCUGCCGUGCGCCGCUAGCUGCCCGAGCCGGGUCCUCGGGGACGCCCUCGACGCCGCCCACGGCGCCGAAGAAACCCACCGUCUCCGUCGCGGCACCACGAGAACCAACACUUACACGAUGUACUCCGUGUUGCGAACCGGACCGCCGCCCAUCCGCGCCAGGCAACGCGGAGAGUCCCUGCGACUGGCCACAGUCAACAACAACAACAACAACCCCGACAACCCACACCCUGCUACCCCCGAAGUCGCCACGACUGACGUCGACGGUCCGACGCAUCGAGAAGCUGAGGUGCGACAAAUGUGACGACCUUGUUUCCCCCCCCCC
Molecule: messenger RNA, 2409 nt
Organism: Notodromas monacha
Lineage: Eukaryota; Metazoa; Arthropoda; Ostracoda; Podocopida; Cyprididae
Source: the annotation of a GenBank genome assembly